Messenger RNA from Thunnus maccoyii (southern bluefin tuna), 1815 nucleotides. Its product is annotated as SEC14-like protein 2. Gene Ontology annotation, cellular component: cytoplasm. NCBI's taxonomy places the organism in Eukaryota, Metazoa, Chordata, Actinopteri, Scombriformes, Scombridae. The coding region runs from base 74 to 1309 and encodes 411 amino acids. The transcript has 13 exons. The record is from RefSeq and is a predicted model, not a curated record.
GCCGGUUGGACUGGAUCUCUAACAGGCGGUCAAGGAGCCAUCUGACCUUAUCUGGCAUCUUCUGGUCGCAGACAUGAGCGGAAGAGUAGGAGACCUCAGUCCUAAACAGACUGAAGCGCUGGAGCAGUUUCGAGAGAGGAUACAAGACAUUCUUCCUCAACUUCCUGCACAACAUGACCACUUCCUGUUACGCUGGCUCAGAGCCAGAAACUUCAAUGUCCAGAAGUCUGAGGCCAUGCUGCGAAAGCAUUUGGAGUUCAGGAAACACUUGAAAGUAGACACAAUAAUCACUGAAUGGCGUCCACCAGAGGUGAUAGAGAAGUAUCUGUCAGGAGGGAUGUGCGGCUACGACCGUGAGGGCAGUCCCAUCUGGUAUGAUGUCAUUGGACCUGUGGAUCCCAAAGGCCUCUUCCUGUCUGCCUCCAAGCAGGACUUCAUCAAGUCCAAGAUCAGGGACUGUGAGAUGCUGCAGAAGGAAUGUAACCUCCAGACGCAGAGGCUGGGGAGGAACAUAGAGUCAAUCACUAUGAUCUACGACGUUGAAGGUCUGGGUCUGAAACACUUGUGGAAACCUGCUAUUGAGACAUAUGGAGAGAUCCUCCAGAUGUUUGAAGACAACUACCCAGAAGGCCUGAAGAGGCUGUUUGUCAUUAAAGCUCCUAAACUCUUCCCGGUGGCCUACAACCUCGUCAAACACUUUCUGAGUGAGAACACGCGACAAAAGAUCCUCAUCCUCGGGGCCAACUGGCAGGAGAUUUUACUGAAGUACAUUGAUGCAGAGGAGCUGCCGGUGAUAUACGGGGGAAAGCUGACGGAUCCGGAUGGAGAUCCCCGCUGUCGGACCAGGAUAAACCAUGUCGGCCCGGUUCCCCCCUCAUACUACGUGCGGGAUCAUGUUAAAGUGGACUAUGAGCAGUGUCUGAGCGUCAGUCGAGGUUCCUCCAAACAGCUGGAUUAUGAGAUUCUGUUUCCGGGCUGCGUCCUCAGGUGGCAGUUUGCCAGUGAGGGUGCAGACAUUGGUUUCGGGGUGUUUCUAAAGGCUAAAAUGGGUGAAUGGAAGAAAGCGGCUCAGAUGGAAGAAAUCGUUCACAACCAGCGCUACAACGCUCACUUAGUGCCCGUGGACGGAUCGCUGACCUGUGAACGCCCAGGAGUCUAUGUGCUGCGAUUUGACAACACUUACAGCAUCUUUCAGGCAAAACGAAUCAGUUUUACUGUCGAGGUCCUGCUCCCUGACCACUUACAGACCCAACAGACCAACGGAGCGUCCAGCACGCACACGCAAGCAGAGGGCAACAGCCAAUCAUAACCAGGAAGAUGAUGUCAGAUUAGUAGUGUUUAGCCGCCACGAGUAAGCACAGCCUGAGAUACUUGAUUUGAAGAUGAACCACGACAUGCUGCCAAUACACAACAAUUCAAAGUAUUUAUUAAACCCCUUUAGAAGAUCUGAUGACCUAUUGAUCAUCUUUAAUAUUCAUGUGGUGUCCCCUUCGGAAACAGGAGUUAUUAUCCUCUAACAAAACAAUGUAGGAGACAAAGAUAUAUGGAUGUACGUGUUAUAUAACGAUAUAUUGAUCCGACUUUGUGGCAACACUUUAGAAGAACCCUUUUCAAAGCCAGUAGACGGUUGCACUAACUGUUCGUAAGUUCACUAACUGGAGAUUUACACAUCAUUAAAUUAAAACAGUUGCACCACAAAACACUGUUAGUUCUCACCUACAGUUGUUACUGAAUAUUCUCAAGUGCUGUACUUUUUGAGGUACUUGUACUGUAGUAUUUCCAUUUUAUGCUGCUUUAUACUUCCACUCCACUACA